AUGUAUGUGAAAUGGUUUGAUACAGUAAUGUUUUACUAUGUGAUUUUAGUGUAUUGAGUGAAUGUCACUUUUUGACAUUUUUUAAUUUUCCCACCAGUUCCGUCCCCAAGCGUCCUGACGUCGCAGGGAACAGAACCCGGAAGACAGAUGCCGGCAUCGGCCGGAGGACAUUGCAGGGGACACUGCAGGAGGGACAUCGUGGGAGCGCAGGACAAGGUAAGUGCAGAAGGGAUCCCGGAGCAACGCUGCAGGGUAUUCCCGAGUGUAGCUCGGGGUUACCGCUUGUGCUACACUCGGGAAUACCACCAGGGAGGU
Messenger RNA from Staurois parvus, 315 nucleotides. The record is from the annotation of a GenBank genome assembly. Lineage: Eukaryota; Metazoa; Chordata; Amphibia; Anura; Ranidae.